AUGCGCCACCUGCACGCACACAAACAUAAGCAUCGUUUUCUAAGAGAGGCCUUGAAAAUUGCGUUUGAAAUUCAUGAUUUGCCCUUGAUAAAUCAUCUCUGCAGUAGUUGUAUGAAACCACAGAGAAUAUGAUAAUUUACAUUUCUCUGCUUUUGUUUGUUUUCAAACCCUGAAGUCCGAUUGCUUGACUUAUUCUUUUGCCCAGCUGAAGGUCCCACUGAUAUUUGAAACGCCUUCUUUUGAUUUCCUUCUUUACCUUUAUUCAUCUCUCUCCUAGUAUUGACUAUUUUUUAGACACUCAUUUAAAGGUUUCUGCUCACCUACCCUGCAGUUCUGACGGAGAAUAUGCUUCGUUGUUUGAUUCCUCGCUUUAAGUAAUUAUUUUUCUCUGUAUGUCUGUCCUUUUUGUCUUUAGCUUUUGUUAAUCUUUAUUCUCAUUUAAGUCCCUUCUUUAAGAUUAAUUAACGUUCUCUUCUUUACAUAGACAUUAGCCCUCUGUUGGACAAGUGUGAUGACUUGAACAUGGAUAAAGAUCAGAGAGUACGAGAAGUUGUUACGUUGUUAGAUCAAGCUUGCAAAGAGGCAGGAUUCUUCUAUGUGGUAUUUCCAUAUUGCCCAUCUGCUCAAUCAUAAGUUAUUUAUCGAAUCCAAUCCAUCCCUCUUAAUACUUCGUAUUACAAGAAUUAUAACCCCAGAAAUUUAUUCCUCUAUUUACAUAUUUUAAAAUCAGGAUUAAAUCAACUUGGUUUUUGUCUGCAUAUGUUCAUACCAAUCUAUAUCAACAGACGUGUAAAAUUAAUCAGUAAUUGUUUUUAAAAAUAAAUUGGGUGUUUUCCCAGGAAAAAUUGAAAAAUCCUGUCUAAAACUAACACAGGUCGAGAUGAAUAAAAUAGGAAAAUAAAAAUCAUUUCCUUCUUAUGUUUUCUUCCGCUGGUAUUUCUGGAGUUUUUCCUUGUGGAGUAGAAGUUUUGACGUACUGCAAGAAAGAGAAGCUAAAAAGAAGAGCUGUGCAGAAAAACGUCAUUGUUGUUUUAUUUUAACAUAUCUAAAACCACGGAUAUUGAAAAAUAAAAGCAUACAAUACCAUUAAGCUAUCCAUCAUAUUUUCACCAACAUUUUCUUGAGUUUUUAUGAUGUGUUCUUUCACAGGAGCAAAGAGUCCGACUAAGCUGGGUCUAUAAACGUUGAAUGUCGACAUGCCUUUUUAAAAUUUAGUUUGUCCCAUUCUGAAAUUUGAGGUCUUUUUCAGUUCCAAUUAUGAAUUAGCAUCUGAUGUACCCGAUGAAAGUAUUUCUCUGCUUUCUUGAGGACGUAAUUUAUGCCUUAUGUGCGCCUCUUACUUACUUACUUACUUUUUGUCUUCUAACAGAAAGGCCACAGAAUUUCUGAUUCACUAAUCAAGAAAGCUAGAGAUGUGACACGAAAUUUUUUUGACCUGCCUUUUGAGGAGAAAGUUAAGAUUAAACUGUCAUCAGCUACUGGCUUCAGGUUUUCCAGCUGCAAAUAUUUUUGCACAACCUCAUUGUUCACCUCCAAUAUUAAUCAUUAUUCACUUCUGACACCAUGGUGUAACUCCUUUUAACAUCAUUCUCCAUGCAGAGGAUACCAGAGACUUGCAGAGAACAUAACAGAGGGCAGACCAGACAACCAUGAGGCUAUAGAUGUAUGCCCUUUUUCUGGUUUUAGCGUUAUGUACGAUUAAUAGCAUGCCCUUGCGGACCUAAGAUCUUCUACACCUUCGUUUGCAUCUCUUUCUGUCUACAGUACUAUAGAGAAGUGACAGCUGGGAUGUAUGGAAGCCUUGGGAAAACUAUGGAAGGCACUAAUCCAUGGUAUGCUAAUCUUUUCUCUCAGUUAUGUCUCCUUAGUUGACAUGUCCAUGGCGACCCUAGGAUUUUUGUACAAAUUUAUUGGACUGAUGCUCUCGACAGGCCACUUGUAAAAGUGUAUGAAGGCUGUCCCAAAAUUAAGGGUUCUGUGGCUUGAGAGAUUAACUGCUGUGGAUUUUGUAGCAAUUAGAUUCCCAACAAUCCCCAUUUGCAAAUGUUUUGUAAUGAACCGUUUUAAACCUAGUUUCUAUGGGGAUUUCUCAAUCCCCAAUUGAAUAUUGAAGAAAAAAAAUAUAGCCUUUAUUGGUUGAUGCUGAAGAAAAGUCUUCAAUAAAUGUUGUAUUAUCUGGCUCAAGGACUUCUCAAGGCAAACUUGGGCUUUUGAAAGGCCCCUUUGCUUGACUUGCUUCAGGAAGAGGAACAGGCAAAUGGACUGGGAGAAGAGGAAAAGGUGAAGAAGAGGCAGAAAAUUAAGAUAAGGGGCAUUUGUCGAAGCCUAAGAGAAAGAAAAUUGGGGGAGUCGCAGGCAGGAUUGUAGCAGUAGAGGAAGCUGAAAGAGAUGCAGAAGGUGCGGUGGUAGACGAGGAGGAUGAAGAAGUGGAGAUGUGGAAUAUCCUUACGAAGAAGCUAGAUCACGUUUCAAGAAGUGAAUUUUUGGCGUCGAAGUGUUUACUGAAUGUGGUUUGCACUUUGUAGUCAUCAUUAAGUAUCUGUAGGAAUAUCCUUACUAUAUAUAAAGAUAUCAUUUAAUUUUUCUAAUAUUGCUUAUCCAGUUAAGCCUUUCAGUUCGGCCAAUACAAUUCCAGUUUAUGUUGAAAUCAUGCCUACCCAGGUUGGAUCGGAAUACGCAAGAGUCUUACAAUCGUUGGUUUACAUGCUACAUAACUCCAGUGGAUGUGAUCAUUGCUUAAUCUGUCAGACCUCUUAGCUUCACUACGUAUAACAGAACUGGAUUCUAUAAUUAAAGAUAUCGUUUUUCUUUUCUUUUAUGACCUAUUUUAGAUGAAUAGUAAUGAUCUAUGAUGGCUAACAGUUCCAGUUACUUAGAUUGUAGACUGCUUCCGUUUGGACAUCCUUGUCUUAUGAUGUUAUAUUAUUGGAUUUAGCUUUGUUGUUAUUGUUCUUAUUGGAUUUGCUGUGAGAAAAUUUACUACAAUGGCUGAUAGGAUGGAAGAACCUCGGAAUUGUUCUUGAGAAUGAUUUUGGAAUUGUAAUUCAAAAAUACGAAAUGCUAGAAUCUAUCAUAAUGCCGAUUAGGGGCUGUUUUCAUGCCCAAGGCAGUGAGUUUCUUCUUGCAGUCCCUUGAGGGGAGCGUUAAGCAAUGAUAGGUAUAUUCUUACAAUGAGAUCGAUGGCUGGUUACCUAUCAUGGGACUUUUGGAAUGCAAGAUGAUCUAUUAGAGAGACAUUAACGCCAUUGUGCUUGCUGGCAAGCUGUGGGAAAGAGGGAGGGAGCUAAAGUGAGACCUAAAAACGCAUGCUUUAAGUCUUGGGUUUCACCUGCACUGAUCCCUCUUUCCUUUGUGAGUAAUCGCUUUUUUCUGAAAAAAAACCUUAAAUACCUACCUAUUUUUCUGUGCAAGAUUAGUUUGUUGUUGAAGUGUUUAAAACCCUACUGCAGGCCCGAGUACCCUUCAGAUUUCAGACAACUGAUGGAGGAGUACGUAAGUCAACUCAAAGGUUUGUUCUUUGUUUUCCUCCUCAGUCGUCGCAAUCUCUCUGUCAUCUGAGUAGAAAAGCUUUGAGGCUGCAAUUUUUCUUAGAUUCUGGAUCUCCGUCGAUAUCAUUCAGAUCUUUCAAGAAACAUUAUGCGGGGGAUCGCUCUGGCACUGGGUGGACCUGCUGAUGCCUUUGAAGGUGAGAGAGCAGGAUAUCCGUUUUGGGUUAUGCGCUUGAUUGGUUAUCCGGGGUCUUCUCAAGCUGAGGAUGAGAUGCAAGAUAACGUCAUAGGAUGGUAACGCCAGAGUUAUCUCUCAUGAUUUCUCUUUGGGGAUUUGACUCUCUCGUCUCUACUUUCGAGCAGUUGACUAAUUCAGUUUUUUGCAUGCGUCCUUGGGUGAAUGGACCCAUCCAGUGGAGCACACACAGAUUAUGGUGAGAGAGAAAUUUAUAUGGGUUGCUUCUUUGGAAAGCUCUAGCUCUCUCCUUCCACUUCACUUUUUCAAGGUUAUUCAGCUGAAACUAGAAUUUUCCUCUGUGACAAAUCGCUGAAGAAUGUUAGCCUUGGAGCCACUCGCAUCCAUUGUUUCUUCCUCACACAUCGCUGUAGACUACUGUAUCAAUCCCCUAAAUGAUUUAUUUUGCCUUUUUGGCAAAUCUCUGUCGGGGAGCAGUUUGUAUUCAAGCCCGUUUUUUGAACUCAUCGCACACUCUUUUUGUCCAUCUUAUUCCACAGGUCUUCUGACGCUGGUCAAUCAGGAUAGUGAGAUCACCGCCCUCCAGGUAGAUCUUCAUUAAAUUGCCACUUCCCCUUUCUAUGCCGCGCUAGUUUGGUCUUUCGGCCUGAUGGGCUCUGCAGGUCAAGAACAAGUCUGGCGAGUGGAUAGAUGUGCUCCCUGUGGAAGGCACCUUCGUCUGCAACAUCGGUGACAUGUUGAAGGUUGUCAUGCUCCUCCCCCUUGUCUUCUUCCUAUGAGCUUGGUCAAAGCGUUGAGCUCUAUAGCGCCGUCUUCUCCUCUCAAUUAUUUCCAAUGCAGAUCCUAUCCAACGGUAUCUACCAGCCCACCCUUCACCGGGUGAUAAACACCUCCCCAGAGUACCGGGUCUCUGUCGCAUUCUUCUAUGAGGUAUCCAUCCGUCCAUCUUCCACAACCCCGUCCGAUUUGAUUGAGUCCCAACUAAUGAUCAACCCUGUUGGGGUAGACCAACUUUGAUGCUCCAGUCGAGCCGAUGCCCUUCUGCGUGGAGAGGACGGGUGGCACAGCAAAGUAUGGCGCCGUCAUCUAUGGGGAGCAUCUUGUCAGCAAGGUUCUUACCAACUUCGUGGUGUAG
Molecule: messenger RNA, 4819 nt
Organism: Spirodela intermedia
Lineage: Eukaryota; Viridiplantae; Streptophyta; Magnoliopsida; Alismatales; Araceae
Source: the annotation of a GenBank genome assembly